UAGGGACAAUACCAUGCCUCUUGGUCCUUUCUCUAAUCCAAAUAUCUCUCCGUUAAUGCUCUCACCACAAACUUCAAUAGACUAGCCAAAAGCUAACACCAACUAUAGGCCAAAUCACCAAUAAAUAUUAUUUCCCGUUCUUUUGGCGUGUUGGCCACCCACUGAACACAUUUGCACUCACACAUAGAAGCAGAGAGAGGCCAUUGGUUGGUUUCAGAGAUGGGAAGCAUGCACAUAGAAACCCCAGAAACUUUUGCUGAUGGUAGCAAAAACUUCGAUGAUGAUGGACGAGCUAAAAGAACUGGGACUUGGAUUACUGCAAGUGCUCAUAUCAUAACGGCUGUGAUUGGUUCUGGAGUGCUAUCUCUUGCAUGGGCAAUUGCACAGAUGGGUUGGGUAGCUGGUCCUGCAGUGCUCUUUGUCUUCUCUUUGAUAACAUACUUCACCUCCACUCUUCUCGCUGACUGUUACCGUUCACCUGACCCUGUACAUGGCAAGCGAAACUACACAUAUUCUGAGGUUGUCAAAGCCAACCUAGGAGGAAGAAAAUUUCAGCUGUGUGGAUUGGCUCAGUAUAUAAAUCUUGUUGGUGUAACAAUCGGCUACACUAUAACUGCAUCACUUAGUAUGGGGGCGGUGAAGAAGUCGAACUGUUUACACAAACAUGGCCAUCAAGACGAGUGCAAAGUUAAGGACAACGCUUUUAUGAUUGCUUUUGCCUGCAUCCAAAUUCUUCUAAGCCAAAUACCAAACUUCCAUAAGCUCUCUUGGCUCUCUAUCGUAGCAGCUGUUAUGUCUUUUGCUUAUUCUUCCAUUGGGCUUGGCCUUUCCAUAGCCAAAAUCAUAGGUGGGGGACACGUGCGAACAACCUUAACAGGGGUGGAAGUUUCGGGAACGGAAAAGGUUUGGAAAAUGUUUCAAGCUAUCGGUGACAUUGCCUUUGCUUAUGCUUUUUCUAAUGUCCUAAUUGAGAUCCAGGACACACUGAAAUCAAGCCCACCUGAGAACAAAGUCAUGAAGAGAGCAAGUUUGAUUGGCAUUAUGACUACAACAUUGUUUUAUGUACUAUGUGGGUGCUUAGGCUAUGCUGCAUUUGGAAAUGAUGCACCAUCUAAUUUCCUCACAGGAUUCGGCUUCUAUGAGCCCUUUUGGCUAAUAGACUUUGCCAAUGUCUGCAUAGCAGUGCACUUAGUUGGGGCAUACCAGGUCUUUGUCCAACCUAUAUUUGGGUUUGUGGAAAAGUGGAGCAAAGAAAAUUGGACAGAAAGCCAAUUUAUAAAUGGCGAGCAUACUUUGAACAUUCCUCUAUGUGGAAGCUACAAUGUGAACUUCUUUAGGGUAGUGUGGAGGACUGCAUAUGUGAUUAUCACUGCCGUUGUAGCUAUGUUACUCCCAUUCUUCAAUGACUUUUUGGCCCUUAUCGGUGCACUCUCUUUCUGGCCAUUGACGGUUUACUUCCCUAUAGAGAUGUACAUUAAGAAGUCAAAUAUGCAAAGAUUUUCCUUCACCUGGACUUGGCUCAAGAUAUUGAGUUGGGUUUGCUUGAUCAUUUCUAUUAUCUCACUUGUGGGUUCCAUCCAAGGCCUUUCGGUUAGUAUCAAGAAAUACAAGCCCUUCCAAGCAGAACAAUAGAACUUUCAUACUUAGUAUUCCAACUUGAGCCAAGAGUUUCUAUUGAGGGCGACAAAAUUUGUAUUACUAUGUUUUGAAAUAGUUGUUAUAUUUUCAAUUCUCGAAAUCGAGACAACUUGUUAUACUAAAGUAAUAUAAUAAAAUGUUUAGUUUGCUAUGUUA
Glycine soja is the source of this 1794-nucleotide messenger RNA. RefSeq names its product amino acid permease 6-like. NCBI's taxonomy places the organism in Eukaryota, Viridiplantae, Streptophyta, Magnoliopsida, Fabales, Fabaceae. The record is from RefSeq and is a predicted model, not a curated record. Bases 220 to 1632 code for a protein of 470 amino acids. Gene Ontology annotation, cellular component: plasma membrane. The transcript has 7 exons.